AUGUCCACCCGCCCAUCCAAGCCCAUCAACACCAAAACCAAUACUGUCAAGACGAGGCGGGACAAGCCGCCAUCUCCCGAGUCACCCUCUUCCAACGGCAUCGACACACCAACCAACAGCGAAGGAGACGACUACGCUUCUGCACCAUCGACCAAGGGAAGCUCAUUCGCUUCCCUGGGCAAGACACUCACCGCUUCCAUGAUCGAUUCCGCAGACCAUCCACUCCAAGGAGCUGCUGCCCUCACCGAGGUGUCUCUGGCCAACGCUCCUCCCAUCCUCGGCCAGGAGUCGCUGGCUCAUGGGCACAGAAACAGGGACUUUGGACCCAUCGGACCGAGACCAAAGCUGCCUUUGACUCCGCAGCUGACCCGAACUCGGGGUGACGAGAGCUUUGGCUGGUAUAAUAAUCCAUUUGCGACUCGCCCUGAUCUUGCAGGCCGUCGCGACGCCAUCGACUUUGGAACGCGAGGCACUGGUUUGGGUUCCAGCCAGCAGUUGCCUGUUGUCUUCAGUGCCUGGCGUCAGCCUCACACCCCGGCGAGGAACAGCCCAUGGCCACAGCGUUCAUUGUUUUCAUCCAGCAUCGGUUCUAGCAGCAGUCGCGGCCCGGCCAUAUUCAGCCCCGCCUCCAACCACAGCUCGCCGUCGACCCAUAGCCCGUUUGUCGACUCGCCUCCUUCGCCACUUGCUCGAUACGAAGAGAAACACCUGCGCGCGCAGGCGGUGCAGCCGUCUCCCUUGCAACAAGCACAGUGCCGUAUCUACGCCGGCUCUCCCUUUUCCAUCCGAGCAGACCUGCUCCGAAAUAACAACAAUAACAGCCCCGACAACAACGAGACCUUUCGUCCCAUGCACACGGUCCAGGUCAGGCACCACAGCGGCAGCCCGCGGCACGGGCAGCAGUCGCCAAGCAAGGCGAUCCAGAACAUCAUGAACGGCUUCAGCCCAAACUACCAGGGCGACACGUCGCUGGCCAACAACCGGUCGGCCAACAUUCCCGAGAGCGAGAGCUGCUCGCUCUUCAUCCUGGGCCUGCCGCCGACGCUGACGACGACGCAGCUGCUGGGCGCGAUCCGCGACACGGGCCGCGUGUGGGCGUCGCACAUCAACAAGCCCGAGCCGUCGCGCGGCCACGCGACGUGCGCGGCCAAGGUCAUCUUCUUUGAGCGCGCGGCCGCCCGGCGCUUCUACGAGGCCCACCAGCCCCACAACGGCGGCUUCGUCACGGACCCGGCGUCGGGCCUGCCGCCCGCCCGCGUGCUGUGGAACCGCAUCCGCUCCGCCGAGGUGGGGCCCCCGUCGACCGGCGCCAGCGGCGACAAGUCGCGCGUGCUGCUCAUCUACGGGCCCCAGCGGAAGAUCAGCGAGAAGUGGCUCACGGACUACUUUGCCGGCAAGAUGGACUUCCAGAUCGACCGCGCCUUCGAGCUGGCCCGCGAUGUCAACCCCGUCACCGGCGAGAUCAUGGUGCUGUUCGAGUACCGCUUCGGCAGCUUCCGGUGCCAGGCCGAGGCCGCCAAGAUGGCCCUCGCCCGCGAGCACAAGAACGAGAUCCAGGUCUGGUACGGCGACGACCCGUGCGCCCCCCGCCGCCCCGGCCCAGCGCCGGUCCAUCGCUGGCCAGCGGGGAGCUUGUGGCCGGCUGCCAGUCCAUACGUCUCCCGGCAGUUGAGGUUCGAUGGCUACAACUGCCAGUGA
Molecule: messenger RNA, 1698 nt
Organism: Pyricularia pennisetigena
Lineage: Eukaryota; Fungi; Ascomycota; Sordariomycetes; Magnaporthales; Pyriculariaceae
Exons: 1
Coding region: 1-1698 (565 amino acids)
Molecular function (GO): nucleic acid binding
Source: RefSeq, a predicted model, not a curated record